Clonostachys rhizophaga is the source of this 1551-nucleotide messenger RNA. Lineage: Eukaryota; Fungi; Ascomycota; Sordariomycetes; Hypocreales; Bionectriaceae. The record is from the annotation of a GenBank genome assembly.
AUGAACAGAAUCCAAACGUGGAAGUUGGAAGGCCGCCUUCAGCCUUCCUACAUUCUAGAUCACCUGGGAGAGGGUUACUUUGGCUUUGACAGACUUGGGUCCCGCAGCUUUCCGUCUAAAGAAGUUGUGCUGACUGAAGACGAAUUCACAUCGCUUCUCCUCACCGUGGGCGGACUACCACCAUCAUGUCUUGGCCUAGGCCGAUUUGCAUACCAGAUCAUUGCCUACCUGAGUCUCACGCCAUUCUUCCCCCCCGCAAACCAGAAGCCGAGGGCAACGCUUACUAUCGCUGAGAUCUACCGAGGGCUGGAGUGGCUCACACCGAACAACGUCAGGGGAGGCGAUAGUAGAGGUCGUGCUCGCACUCCCGCCGACGAACGAAGACUUCUAUUCCAGAGCUUGGCCACCGCGACCUACGACGGCACUCGUGAUGCGGAUACAGAUCGACAGAGGGCCACCCGCAACGCCUUUGCCAUGCCCGAGCCUGACUUCGAAGAAAUGGAGUGGCUACAUACCAACUAUUGCGACGACGGGGACGAGAUGUUCCAUGAUGUCUUGGACGUGCUCCACAUGUUCCAAUAUGAUGAGGAAAAGUUUCUCCCCUAUGCAAACGUAAAACGUGAAGAUUUUCGCGAAACCGCCAAAGAACUGGUCGCGAAGCAGGACCGUUUCAGACUCCAUACCCUCGCAAUACCUCUGGAUGAAUUCACUGCACUGGUUGGCUUACUGUUAGCCGCGCAAUUCGAGUGGGAAGAGGGCGAGAAACCGGAACUGGCCCCGUUCAACAAGGCUGCAACCGCGGUUGCGAGAUCAUUCUGUGACGACUCUUCUAAUGCCAUCACCUGGGGCAAGUUUGACGAUAUGCUCCCUCAAAUGCCCUUUCUCUUCGACCCGCUGUAUAGAAUACUCGCAGCCGUAUUCCUGGAAAGACUACCGUUUGAGAUAUCCUACUCCUUCAAGGCUCCUACACCCCCAAGAGAUUCAUUCAUGACUCUGCCCCGUCUAAGCCAGUUAGCCUCAAUGGUGAAUAUGGACCUGGAUUUCGAAAGUUUUGAUCGAGCCCACGAGUGGCACAAGGGUAUCCGCCCAAACGCGCAGGUUCUUGCGAACGUGCUGCAGUCUAUGCCGGAGCAAAGCGUCUUGGUGGUCAAAGGAUCAUCACGCUCAGGUGACGAAUUCAUUUUCGGCUUCUUCAACCCGCUGCCCGCCGAGCUCGAGACCCGCAAACACAAGGAAGAUGCUGAUCUCGGCCCGCCGGUCGAGCUGGAUGACGAAAUUGGUCGGCAACUCACCCUCACAAGGCUGGAUGCCGUGCACGACCGUCUGGAAUAUCGGGGCAGCAUUAUGUAUCCCGCGCGGCCGCAUGUGUUUAUGCUCAGCCCGUCCCAGCGGAUGGUGCGCUUCGAGGGUGAGCCCCGCGUCGUAGCAGACCGUCUUUGUUUCGGUGAUGCCUUGCAGUUGCGUGAUGAUGGGCUUGUUUCGUUCCAGGCAGGGGAUCGCAAUAUUCGUGUGAAGGCAACCCACAUUGAAAUUUGGGGCGAGACUGCAUGA